AUGCUUCCUCCGCCUUCUCUCCUCGCCUCCUCUCGACAUCUCCCACAGCUCCAGCUCUCGACCGUACAGACACAGGACUCUUCUAUCCCAAGCAGCAUCUCCCAGCUACCGCCAUCAUGUCUGUCAAGAUCGGAACCACCAGACUCUUUCCCUUCUUCCGCUGCCUUUGACCUGAUCAACGACACGCUCAAGGCCAACCCCAAGGAGCGCGAGGCCGCCAUCAAGGCUGCCCAGGGCAUCUUCGCCUUCACCCUCACCAACGAGGCUGGCGCCACCGAGAGCUGGUACCUCGACUUCAAGAAGGACGGUGUCGCCUGCAAGGGCGCUGCUCCAGAGGGCGGCAAGGCCGAUGUCACCCUCGUCCUGUCCGAGAAGGACUUCGCCGGCCUCGUCGCUGGCACCGCCAACGCCCAGCGUCUCUUCAUGGGCGGUAAGCUCAAGAUCCGCGGCAACGCCAUGAAGGCCAUGAAGAUCGAGCCUAUCCUCAGCAAGGCCAAGGCCAACACCGGCGUCAAGGCCAAGUUGUAA
Messenger RNA from Trichophyton verrucosum HKI 0517, 528 nucleotides. RefSeq lists its product as uncharacterized. Lineage: Eukaryota; Fungi; Ascomycota; Eurotiomycetes; Onygenales; Arthrodermataceae. The transcript is spliced from 3 exons. Bases 1 to 528 code for a protein of 175 amino acids. The record is from RefSeq and is a predicted model, not a curated record. Gene Ontology annotation, cellular component: cytosol.